Arachis stenosperma is the source of this 1050-nucleotide messenger RNA. RefSeq lists its product as uncharacterized. The record is from RefSeq and is a predicted model, not a curated record. NCBI's taxonomy places the organism in Eukaryota, Viridiplantae, Streptophyta, Magnoliopsida, Fabales, Fabaceae. Bases 1 to 1050 code for a protein of 349 amino acids. The transcript has a single exon.
AUGGAAAUUCCAGAUCAUCGAAAGUGGAUGUACAAUAGAAAUUUGCCUAACCGAGGAGGAUUACGACAGGAAUUUAUCAAUGGUGUUCGACAAUUUAUUGAUACAGUUACAAAACAACCUCAAUUUGUACUUGAAGGCAGUCUACUUAGAUGUCCUUGCAACAAACAUAAAAAUAAAAUUUUCUCAACUCCGAAUGAAGUUUUACUAGAUUUAUAUAAAUAUGGUUUCAUGCCAAGAUACUGGUGUUGGGAUUCACAUGGAGAGAGUCCAUUGCAUUUGAAUGUAGAUCAUGAUAACCAAGAAGGCACAUGUUCUUCUCCGCAUGUUAGUGUGCUAAUAAGAAAUUCAUAUGAAUCUAUGGUGGUUGAUGCUGCUGGACCAGAAUUAAUGAGUCAAUUUGAAGAACACAUGGAGGAGCCUCCGAAUGCAGAAGCUAAAAAAUUUUAUGAUUUAUUACAGUCUGCUCAGCGCCCAUUAUUUGAGGGAUGUGUUAGUCAUUCAGAAUUAUCAAUGGCAGUUAAAAUGUUGAGUAUAAAAGCUAAAGGGAAUGUAUCUCAACAAAUCUUUGAUGAUUUCGUGAAAGCUAUGAAAGAAGUGAUUCCUAAGGAUAACUUACUUGUCUCCAAUUUUUAUGAAGCAAAGAAGCUAGUAUCGAAACUUGGCAUGGAAAGCAAUAAAAUUGAUUGUUGCAUUAAUGGUUGUAUGCUGUAUUACAAGGAGGAUGAUAUACCAAGAAAGGAAUGUAAAUUUUGUCAUUCUCCAAGGUACAAGAUAGGUAAAAAGGGUAAACAAGUGCCUUUGAAACGAAUGCACUAUUUACCGCUUAUACCUCGUUUAAGAAGACUUUAUGCUUCAAUGAACACAGCAUCUCACAUGCGAUGGCAUUUUGAUCACGAGUUUAAAGGAGUUCUUGAGCAUCCAUCGGAUUCAAAAGCAUGGAAGUAUUUUGAUAGAAAACAUCCACAAUUUUCUCAAGAACCACGCAAUGUCAGACUAGGAUUAUGUGCUGAUGGAUUUACCCCUUUUGGUCAAUCUGGUAAACAAUAUUAA